GCUAGAUUCAUCAGAAUAACACACAUGUUUUGGUUCGUGCUUAGAUAUAUUUUUGUACUUGUUUUACUGACUAGCUAAGACCUUAAUCGGUCUAACUCGCUGACAUAUAUUUAGUUGAACAUUGCAAUUUUCUCUAUAUAAAGUACUUUUUCAGUUAUCGAAAUAUCAGAGUGGAUCGUUAUCGCGGCAACACCAUGGAUGAUUCGAUCGACGAGGAAGUGAUCUCGGCCGGCGCUACCAUCACGGUGGAGUUUAGUGGAGGCGCCGAGAUGCUGUUCGGCGGAGUGAAGGAACACGAAGUGCCAUUAGAUGGUUCUAAGAUUGUGCUACUUGAGGAAAUGCUCCGAUGGCUCCGAGACAAUUUGCUGACCGGUGAUCCGGCUCUGUUUCUCCAGGACAACACCGUAAGGCCCGGCAUACUGGUGAUGAUAAACGACACCGACUGGGAUCUCAUGGGCGAAACUGAGUACAUUCUGCAACCAGGAGAUCAUGUCCUGUUUAUUUCCACCCUUCACGGGGGAUGAACAGUUUCACCGGAGGCCGUGAUCUGUGAUAAAGGAUGAUUGUUUGGUUUAAGCUAUGAUAAGGAACCGCAGAGCAAGAAGGUGCAGCAUGAUUUAUCGAAGUCGAAACAUGUUACGGAGUGAACAAAAAAAAGGGCGUUUUGUGAAGUGUGACUAGAUGCAGCUUGGCGUUGCAGUUCAUUAACUGUGAAUGAGAGGGUAGUUUAUCUCAUUUCUGUUCUAUUUGUUUAAAAAUAGUUUUCUUUCUGUUAAGAAUUAAAUACUGUCACAUAGCUACAAACUAAAUUUAGCACAUCAGUAUCUUUUUAUAUCAAAAGUGAAAUAUUCCCUAGGGAAGAAGAAAAAAAAAAACAAAUAAAAGCUAUAUACAAAUUUCAAAUGAUAA
Malaya genurostris is the source of this 909-nucleotide messenger RNA. It is a transcript of the gene Urm1, whose product is annotated as ubiquitin-related modifier 1 homolog. NCBI's taxonomy places the organism in Eukaryota, Metazoa, Arthropoda, Insecta, Diptera, Culicidae. Gene Ontology annotation, cellular component: nucleus; cytoplasm. Gene Ontology annotation, molecular function: protein tag activity. The record is from RefSeq and is a predicted model, not a curated record. Gene Ontology annotation, biological process: protein urmylation; tRNA thio-modification. Bases 195 to 524 code for a protein of 109 amino acids. The transcript has 5 exons.